Molecule: messenger RNA, 899 nt
Organism: Heterotrigona itama
Lineage: Eukaryota; Metazoa; Arthropoda; Insecta; Hymenoptera; Apidae
Source: the annotation of a GenBank genome assembly
AUGUUAUUUACUGACAGUCUUCGAUUUUCCUUUCAGACAACCAUAAAGGUGUACGCCAAUUGUCUUCGACCGGACAUCGAGUACAAGACGCUGUGCAUCACGUAUGAAACGACUUGUCGUGAGAUCAUUCAGAACUUAUUGAACAAGUAUCGCAUGAGGCACCGUGAUCCCAGGCUGUACUACCUCACCAUGGAGGUCACCGUGAGAAGACCAAACGUGAGGACAGUUCUCCCUCUGGACGAGGACGCAAGGCCUGCCGUUUUGCAAUCGUGUCAUCCUCGUGGCGAUUCCAGUCAAAGUACAAGAGUCUACUAGUCUCGGAGCAGACGACCGUGGACGAGCUGAUCCAGAUGUUGUUGAGCUGCUACAGUUCCAAAGAACGCGUCGAGCAAUUCUCUCUGUACGAAGUGUGCGAAGGCGAGGAGUAUCAAAGGAAGUUGCAUCCUGACGACUUGCCCCUUAAGGUCACGCAACGGUGGACAAGCGCCGAUCGCCAUCUUCGUAUACGACGCAAUCCUGACUACAAUCCUCACAGAAGAAAAAGCAUGUGGGCGUCAGACUCGAGCAUCAGCAUGGCGAUGUCAAGACUGAACCUCCACGGCACCCAUCAGCCCCAUUACAACCCAGGUAACGACAACAACAAUCACUUGUCGUUGUACCAGCACAAAGAUACCAGCUCGAUCAACAACAACAAUAUCCACAAGAUCGAUCAGCAUCACCUUUCCCUCGGCUCUCUGAGUCAGCAGGCAAGAAUCGUGGUGCCCCAUGCGACACAGUUGCCGCAGUUGCAAAUCCCUCGGGUGCAACAGUUGCCUCAGAGCGUCCCGUCGACGCCAAUCUCGUCGAAACACAUCACAGCGUCCUCCUACGCGGACUACGAAAAUUAUUUGUUCAUAUGA